GCAGCAUGGCCGGCUUGGGCUGAUGGUCGAUCCUGGCCGUUGAGGAUAAUAUACCUCCCCCAACCUCGCACAUGCACAACAUCUUUCCUCUUGUGUUACUCGUACUAUAGCAUUCUUCUUUUUACUUCCCUUGCACGCAUCACAACACACUCGUUGUUCGUUUUGCUUUUUCUUUUCCUUCGUUUAAACAAUCAACUAUUUUCACAAUGGCCUUUUCAAGGCUGAUUGUCCUACUCUCGCUUCUGUCAUUCGCUAUCUUUGCAUAUGCUGCCCCCUCGUCCUCUUCGGUAUCCUCACUAGAGAAACGAGCCAAGAAGGUGAAAUUCGAGGUAGACCUAACAUGGGAGGACUAUUCGCCCAUCGGGGGCAAACCCAAGAAGAUGAUCCUCGUCAAUGGCACCUUUCCCGGCCCAGCAUUGGAGGCCACCGUUGGCGAUGAGGUGGAAUUCCUGGUUCACAACAACAUGCCAGAUGCAACGGCAGUUCACUUCCAUGGUAUCGUGCAGCAGGGAACUCCAUGGUCGGAUGGUGUCCCAGGUCUCAGCCAAAAGCCUAUUUCUCCUGGUUCUUCGUACCUUUACAAGUGGACGGCAGACGCUUCAGGGGUAUACUUCUAUCACGCCCAUUACCGCUCGCAGAUGAUGGACGGACUCUAUGGAGCAAUCAUCAUCAAAGCCGCCGAGAACGCGCCAAAGCCCUUUUCCUUGAUCAGCAACGAUACAGCUGCCGUCGCCGCCAUGGUCGCCGCUGAAAAGUCUCAAGAAGUCAUCUUUGUGUCUGACUAUGUCAAGUACACUUCAGCCGAGUUCCACAAGCAAGAAGAGGCCGCCAAUGUCGACAUUUCUUGCGCUGACGCCAUCAUCAUCAACGGCAAAGGUUCGCAAUACUGCUUGAGCAGAGGCGAAAUAACUGCCUACACCUCCCCCAAGGUUCUUCCCAUGCUCGCCACUGUCAGCCCAUCGGAAAUGACCAACAAGGGCUGCUUGCCUCCCAACUUGAUUCCCACCCAAGGAAACUUCAGCUUCAAGAUCGAUACCCUGCCACCCGAUGCGUACUUUGAGUGCACUCCAUCAACGGGCGAGAUGGCCACUUUCGACGUCGACCCGGCCAAGGGAUGGGCUGCCUUCACCUUCAUCAACCCAGGUGGCUUCGAGCUUCUCAAAUUCACCAUUGACGGCCACAAGAUGUGGGUGUAUGCUGUUGACGGAGGCUAUGUGGUCCCCCAACUCGUCGACCAGGUCAUGAUCAACAACGGCGACCGUUACUCGGUGCUCGUCCAGCUCAACCAGGCUCCUGCGCAGUACGCGAUCCGUGUCGCCAACAACGGUCUCAACCAGAUCAUCAGUGGAUUUGGUGUGCUCAACUACAAGGGCUCGUACGGUCCCGCGACCGAGGACCCCAACGCCCUGUCCACCAUGAACUUUGCCGGCGCCAACCUCACUCUGCUCCGUCCAUUCAACGACGUCAAGGCCGCACCGUACCCGCCAAACCCACCAGCCAAGAAGGCCGACAUCACCUACCAGUUCAACAUCAAGAAGCUCGGCCAGCCAUUCGGCGCCUACCAGUGGACUCUCAGCGGUGUCGAUGGAUUCAACGCCAGCAUGGAAGAUGCCACUCCUCUCAUCGACCAAGACCCAGCCAAGCUGCCUACCGAUGACUUGGUCCUCACCACCAAGAUGGGUCAAUGGGUUGAUCUGAUCAUCAAGACUCAAGGACCUCUCGCCCAGCCUCACCCGAUGCACAAACACAGCAACAAGGCUUACGUUCUCGGCAAGGGCGUUGGACCUUUCAACUGGACCACCGUUGAUGAGGCUGCUACCGUCCUGCCAGCAAACACCUUUAACUUUGUCAACCCACCUCUACGUGAUGGGUACACCACCACCCCAUCCGAAUCCAACAACACCUGGAUGGCUCUACGUUACGAAGUCGUCAACCCCGGCGCAUUCCUGUUUCACUGCCACGUCCAAACACACAUGGCCGGCGGUAUGGCCGUUGCCCUCCUCGAUGGUGUUGACAAGUGGCCCAAGGUUCCCGAAGAGUAUGUCAAUGGGAACGGCAUUGGCAACUCACACAAACUCAAGAUGAAGGGAAGAUUACACCCCAAGUCGUCAUAAGUUCAACCAAACUUUCAAGAUUGAUUUCUUCAUUGUUGCAUUUUACGAUCCUCGGUUUGGGGUUCUGACUAGGGAUCACGCUGGAGUUUUGGGAAAAUUUUAUCUUCUACAGUCUACACUUUCAAUGAACGAGGUUCGAGUUUGUACAAUGAAACACACACAGUCUAUCGGUGUUUUUGUAUUCGUACAGAGUAUGACCCUUCCCUUAGACGGUAGUUGAUGAAGGUUGAUGGUGAUGGUGUAUGGGCAUUUACAGAAUUUACCCAAAACAAAGAGGAGUAUACCUUAAUAUGAAUUCGCCAUGGAGGUUUGAUGAGGGUGGUUGCGUGGUAGCAUGUACGGAGUUGUAUAAUGGAUUGAUGAUUACCUAGGUACUUGACUGUUGAACCGAGACUAGUUCUGUGUUUG
This is a messenger RNA of Exophiala oligosperma, 2522 nucleotides long. RefSeq lists its product as uncharacterized. The record is from RefSeq and is a predicted model, not a curated record. Gene Ontology annotation, molecular function: copper ion binding; oxidoreductase activity. The transcript is spliced from 2 exons. Lineage: Eukaryota; Fungi; Ascomycota; Eurotiomycetes; Chaetothyriales; Herpotrichiellaceae. Bases 207 to 2114 code for a protein of 635 amino acids.